CCAACGUCUUUUCCUCCAAAAUGCAAUCGCAAACUUGAACUUGAUCUUGCGUUCGAAGCUUUUUGUAGCAAAGCAGACCGUGGCCGGGCUAAGGUUUAUCGCAUCAAUUACAUGGAACUAUGAACGACCGAAGACAAAUCGAACAAGAAAGACCCAAUCGUACUGCUGUCGGUUUCGCGCGCGCGGUUCUGUUCCACCUGCUGUAGAGAGCUUGGAGACUGCGGGCUGUAUUUUCCGGCAAAUGAUCAUAGAAGUCCGGCGGCUGAAGUCGAUGUGACGGAAGCGUUUAGGGUUUCCGUCGGCCAUGGAUCGCAUUGAGGCGGUGAAGGGCCUCCCCUUCAGAAUCGGCUACACCGGGCACAGCGGCCACCUGAGAAUCGAGCCUCUCCCCCCCGUGGACCGCCCCAAUCCUUUAAGCUCUCUUCCUGAUCUCGUUCUCCCCCCGGCAUUCGAGCCAAUUUCGGAGGAGACCAUCAGGAAGGACAUUGAGGAGAAGUAUUUGACUCCAAGGCUUGAUGACGACCUGUUCUCUCCGGCGGCAUGUGGUCGCCAGUGGGAUUUCGAUUGGUUUGAUAGGUACAGGAUUGAGCUUGACCCGACGAUGCCGCGGACGGUCGUGGUUCCUUCCUGGGAACCGCCUUUCAGGCGAAACAACAUCAAGAAUGCGGAGGAAGAUGCCCAUUCGGCGGAGUUGUGGAUUCCCGACUCGGUGGAGAUUGAGAUGACAGAUCUGUUAAAUGGGGAAGGUGAUUUUGCAUCUGUUCCUCGUUUGCCUGGUCCUGCAAAAGACUUUGUUCGAGGUACCAGUGGCAAUCGCCCUUUCCGUCCUGGAGGUUUGGAGCAAUCUCAAUCAUCAGAGAGAGUUAUCCCUGAAGGAGCUUUGAAUGGUGAGUGGGUACGUGAGGUACUUGAUGGUGGGCCCCCUCAGACCAUUCCUCCUGGCUUCAAACAAGGCCUGGAUCUUGGUCCUCUGAAGGCUUAUGAUUACUCAUGGAAAAUUGUUAAUACAUCAAAUGCGCUCAAGAAGCCCUUAGACGGUAAAACGACGAAUUUGUCUUUGCAAUUUGAGAGUGUAUUAAAAAGGGUACUGGAACAAGACGUGGCUGAGCAAGAAAAUAAUGAUGGAAAAUCCUUAGAAGUAAAGUCCGUUAUAUCUGAAGCAGAGGUUGGAAUUGGAAGAAAUGAUGCAAGUUCAGCUGCUGAGUCAGUAGUUUUGGAUGACAUACUGUUUAAAGAACAUGAAGUUACAGACCAGAAAGUGGAAGGUGACACUCUUGAUGGGCAGGGAAAAGAGGUUUGGGCAGUCACUGGAGGAAGUCGGGAGAUUUCAAAUCGUUUUUACGAACUUGUUCCUGACAUGGCCCUAGAGUUUCCCUUUGAGCUUGAUACAUUCCAGAAAGAGGCCAUAUAUUAUCUCGAAAAGGGUGAAUCUGUUUUUGUUGCUGCACAUACAUCUGCAGGAAAGACUGUUGUUGCAGAAUAUGCAUUUGCAUUGGCGUCAAAGCAUUGCACAAGAGCAGUUUAUACUGCACCUAUCAAAACCAUCAGCAAUCAGAAGUACAGGGAUUUUUGCGGGAAAUUUGAUGUUGGCCUUCUUACUGGAGAUAUAAGCUUGAGGCCUGAGGCUUCUUGCCUUAUCAUGACCACUGAAAUUCUAAGGUCAAUGCUGUAUAGAGGUGCUGACAUAAUACGAGAUAUUGAAUGGGUCAUAUUUGAUGAGGUGCACUAUGUAAAUGAUGUAGAGCGAGGUGUUGUAUGGGAAGAAGUCAUCAUUAUGCUCCCUAGGCAUGUCAAUAUUAUCCUUCUUUCUGCAACUGUGCCAAAUACGCUAGAGUUUGCAGAUUGGAUUGGGCGGACAAAACAAAAGAAAAUUCGACUUACUGGAACCUCUCGAAGGCCUGUUCCGCUGGAGCAUUGCUUAUUUUACUCAGGAGAAUUGUAUAAAGUUUGUGAGAAUGAACAAUUUCUGCCACAAGGAUUCAAGGCUGCUAAAGAUGCAUACAAGAAAAAAAAUGCUGUUAAGCCUGGAGCAGGAUCAUCAGGGGGAUCUUCGGCUGUAAGAAGGCACCAAGAAAAUCCAAACCAUGGAAAAACUCAGAAACUAAAAGGGCCCCCAUCAACAGGAAAUGUAUCCCGGAUAGUUAACUUCCAGCAAAAUAGUUUGGGACUAAGAAGAACGGAGUCCUCUCCCUGGCUUACGCUUAUAACAAAGCUUUUGAAGAAGUCUCUUUUACCUGCAGUCAUAUUUUGUUUUUCAAAGAACCGAUGUGAUAAAUCAGCAGAUUGUCUUGCUAGUGCCGACUACACAACCAGCUCUGAGAAAAGUGAAAUUCGUGUUUUCUGUGACAAGGCUUUUUCACGACUGAAGGGAUCUGACAGGAACCUUCCCCAGAUUGUCAGGGUUCAAAAUCUGUUACGUAGAGGAAUUGGUGUGCACCAUGCUGGGCUUCUUCCUAUUGUCAAGGAAGUCAUUGAGAUGCUCUUUUGUCGUGGCUUCAUUAAGGUAUUAUUCUCAACGGAGACAUUUGCUAUGGGGGUCAAUGCCCCUGCUAGAACAGUUGUAUUUGAUUCAUUGAGGAAAUUUGAUGGAAAAGAAUUCCGGCAAUUGCUACCUGGUGAAUACACUCAAAUGGCUGGCCGUGCUGGCCGCAGGGGGCUUGAUAAUAUUGGAACUGUUAUCGUUAUCUGCAGAGAUGAUGUUCCAGAUGAAACAAAUCUGAAGCGUGUCAUGGUUGGGAGCCCAACAAGACUCGAAUCCCAAUUUCGCUUGACCUAUAUCAUGAUUCUUCAUCUGCUUCGUGUGGAGGAAUUGAAGGUUGAAGACAUGUUAAAGAGAAGUUUUGCAGAAUUCCAUGCUCAAAAAAAAUUGCCAGAGAAACAGCAGUUACUUCUACUGAAGUUAUCCCAAGCCCAUAAACCUAUUGAUUGUAUCAAUUGUGAGGGAACAAUUGAAGAAUACUACACCAUGUGUGCGGAAGUGGAGAAGUUAGGAAAUCGUGUGUCAGAGGCAAUAAUGCAGUGUCAUACUGCUCAACAGUUCCUUUCUCCUGGAAGAGUAGUAGCUGUGAGAUCACAUCUGGGUGAAGAACAUCUUCUUGGGGUUGUUCUGAAAUCUCCCUCUGCUAGCAAUAAAUGUUAUAUUGUUUUAGUAUUGAAAGCUGAAUCGCCAUCUACUUCACAAACGGAUUCAAAUUCAGAUGUGGUGUCGCAAGCAAAAGAGAGUGGGAAUGUGCCACAAGGCUAUUAUAUUGCUCCAAAAGGAAAGCGUGGUGGGGAUGAAGAAUAUUUUUCUUCAGUUGUUUCACGUAAAGGAACAGGUGCAGUAAAUAUUAACUUGCCUUAUAGUGGAAAAGCAGCUGGAGUGAAUUAUGAAGUUGUUGGGGUUGAAAGUAAUGACAUGCUAAUCAUAUACAAAGAAAAGUUGAAGAUUGAUCAGGUGCGUCUUCUUGAGGAUGUCAGUCCUGCUGCAUAUUCAAAGGCUGUCCAACAACUGUUACUUCUCAAGACUGAUGGAAGGAAUCUACCUUCUGUUGAUCCUUACAAAGAUCUCAAGAUAAAGGAUGUACAUGUGGCCGAGGAUUACCAAUCAUUGAACAUGUUACUAGCUAAGAUCAGCCAAAGCAGGUGCAGUGGUUGCACAAAGCUGCGUGAGCACAUCUUACUUCUAAAAGAGCAACACAAGCAUAGAGAAGAAGUAAAUGCAUUAAGAUAUCAAAUGUCUGAUGAAGCACUGCAGCAGAUGCCAGACUUCCAAGGCAGAAUUGAUGUACUGAAAGAAAUUGGAUGCAUUGAUGAUGACCUUGUCGUCCAAAUCAAGGGCAGGGUGGCAUGUGAAAUGAACUCUGGGGAGGAGUUGAUAUCAACUGAGUGCUUAUUUGAGAACCAACUAGAUGAUCUGGAACCGGCUGAAGCUGUGGCCCUGAUGUCUGCUCUUGUAUUUCAGCAAACAAACACAUCUGAACCGUCUCUAACACCAAAGCUUGCAAGAGCCAGGCAAAGAUUGUUCGAAACUGCAAUUAAGCUUGGGGAGCUCCAAGCGUUCUUCAAACUCGCAGUAAAUCCUGAAGAUUAUGCAAGAGACAAUUUAAAGUUCGGCCUUAUGGAAGUGGUUUACGAAUGGGCAAAGGGCUCGCCAUUCGUCGACAUAUGUCAACUAACCGACGUGCCGGAAGGCUUGAUCGUCAGAACUAUUGUCCGGCUAGACGAAACCUGCAGGGAAUUUAAGAACGCUGCUGCAAUAAUGGGCAAUUCUGGACUUUACAAGAAAAUGGAAGCCGCAUCAGAAGCUAUCAAGCGUGAUAUCGUAUUUGCCGCCAGUUUGUACGUCACAGGAAUCUAAUCCUUCAAUUAAACAUUUUUUUAAUUUGCCUAA
Molecule: messenger RNA, 4372 nt
Organism: Nymphaea colorata (pocket water lily)
Lineage: Eukaryota; Viridiplantae; Streptophyta; Magnoliopsida; Nymphaeales; Nymphaeaceae
Product: DExH-box ATP-dependent RNA helicase DExH11
Exons: 24
Coding region: 305-4339 (1344 amino acids)
Biological process (GO): nuclear-transcribed mRNA catabolic process, 3'-5' exonucleolytic nonsense-mediated decay
Cellular component (GO): Ski complex
Molecular function (GO): ATP binding; RNA helicase activity; RNA binding
Source: RefSeq, a predicted model, not a curated record